This is a messenger RNA of Penicillium oxalicum, 2046 nucleotides long. It is a transcript of the gene sonA, whose product is annotated as putative nuclear pore complex protein (SonA). The record is from RefSeq and is a predicted model, not a curated record. The transcript is spliced from 5 exons. Gene Ontology annotation, cellular component: nuclear pore. Lineage: Eukaryota; Fungi; Ascomycota; Eurotiomycetes; Eurotiales; Aspergillaceae. Gene Ontology annotation, biological process: transcription-dependent tethering of RNA polymerase II gene DNA at nuclear periphery; RNA export from nucleus. The coding region runs from base 1 to 2046 and encodes 681 amino acids. Gene Ontology annotation, molecular function: RNA binding; ubiquitin binding.
AUGGCCAGUCAGACCAUCUACGAGGAUAAUCCCUUUGAAUUGUUGAUCAGUGAGGCCAAUGAUGAUCCCGCUCAAAUCCAAAAACAAUACGAAAGCCAUCGCGUCAAUCGCAAUGCGCAGCAAAAGGCAAAGAUCCUUGCGGACGACUUUCCGGGUUGGUCUCUAGAUGAGGUUCUGCGUCGGCUGGAUGGCUCCGCCAAAGAAGAGGGAUACGUCGAUCCCCGCAAUUGUCUUGUCUUUUGGGCCCGGCCACCACCGCAUAUUCGAGAGGUGGUUGCUUUUGUACAGAAGGAGUUGAGAGAAGUUGCUCCCGCUCUCUGGCUCAUGCCUCUCGCCAAUCUCCACACGACGGUGCUGGAAGUCGCCCACUCGUUGACCGAGUCUGAGAUCCAGGCCCUUGUGGACACUUUGAGCUCUUCAAAGGGUGUCUCGAAGGAAUCUAUCUCUGCAUAUCCUACACAGCAUCGAACCAGGCUGUUUAAGCCGAUGGUCAGCUUUGACGCGUCGGCUCUUGCGCUCAGUUUUGCCCCGACAGGAGGUCUGACGACAGAGGCUGCGAAUGCAGUUGGUGGUGACUCUGUGAACGACGACCGGGAGGACCGGUAUACAUACCACCACCUCCGGAGAGAUGUAUUCGAUUUAGUUCGUCAAACCGGUCUCCCCGUGGCUUCACGGUAUAUCGCACCUUCGGCCCACGUGACGGUUGCGCGCUUCAUUACCCACGAUGGUUUCCAAAUUGAUGGAAAUGAUGACGAGAAACAGGUGGAUACGUUGCGGGUCAAGAUGUUGAUGGAUAAGAUUGACGCUGUCAAUGAAGUCUUGAAAAGCAAAUACUGGCCACAAGAUGAUGGCCAACUCCCCAAGGAGGGAGAAUGGAUUGUGGGCCAGGAUCAGGGACUCGUGGUCCGACGUGGUCGUGUUUGUUUCACAAAGCUCUUCGGCGCGCCCUUCCCGAUGUCCCUCUUCGGCAGCGUGGGCGCCACCACGACGACCACGUCGGCAGGCCAGACCAACACGACCGGAGAUAUCUCCAAAGAUGUCCCUCUCAACCAGCCUCCAGAGGAUAGUAUCUCAGAUCUUCGUUUCUCUCCGGCGAGUGAGCAUUUAGCUGUCGCAUCCUGGGAUAAGAAAGUCCGCAUCUACGAAAUCAACGAACAAGGCCAGAGCGAGGGGAAGGCACUUUUUGAACAUGAGGCUCCUGUCUUGAGCUGUUGUUGGUCUCCGGAUGGAAGUAAAGUCGUUGGCGCUGGUGCAGACAAAGCUGCACGAAUGUUAGAUCUUCAAUCGGGUGCCACCACCGCUACCCAAGUCGCCGCUCACGAUGCGCCAAUUCGAAGCUGUCACAUGGUCACUCACAGCAAUGCGCCGCUUCUGAUUACCGGUUCAUGGGAUAAGACAGUCAAGUACUGGGAUCUGCGACAACAAGCGCCCAUCGCGUCGGUGGAGUGUCAGGAACGAGUGUACACCAUGGACGUGAAGAACAAGCUGCUCGUGAUCGGAACCGCCGAUCGGUACAUCAACGUGAUCAACCUUGACCAGCCUACCAAAUUCUACAAGACCAUGCAAUCCCCUCUCAAGUGGCAGACGCGGGUAGUCAGCUGCUUCGCCGAUGCCUCCGGGUUUGCUGUCGGCAGUAUCGAAGGUCGUUGCGCCAUUCAGUACGUCGAGGAGAAAGACUCCGCCUCCAACUUCUCUUUCAAGUGUCAUCGUGAAAACCCCCCCGCCAACCGGGACGUCUGCAACAUUUACUCCGUCAACUCGAUCCAAUUCCACCCUGUGCACGGCACAUUCAGCACCGCGGGAAGUGACGGCACAUUCCACUUCUGGGAUAAGGAUGCCAAGCAUCGUUUGAAGGGCUACCCGGCCGUCGGCGGACCCAUCUCCAGUACUGCCUUCAACCGCAAUGGAAACAUCUUCGCCUACGCGGUCAGCUACGACUGGAGCAAGGGAUACUCUGCGAAUACCCAACAAACACCCAACAAGGUGAUGCUGCACCCCGUGGGUCCCGAUGAGUGCAAACCCCGACCUGGUACCCGCAAGCGGUAG